Messenger RNA from Camelina sativa (false flax), 1298 nucleotides. Its product is annotated as bidirectional sugar transporter SWEET5-like. Gene Ontology annotation, biological process: carbohydrate transport. Gene Ontology annotation, cellular component: membrane. The record is from RefSeq and is a predicted model, not a curated record. Lineage: Eukaryota; Viridiplantae; Streptophyta; Magnoliopsida; Brassicales; Brassicaceae. Gene Ontology annotation, molecular function: sugar transmembrane transporter activity.
CAAAAAAACAAGAACAAAAACAGAACCCAGAAAUCCACACAAAAAAAUAAACUAAAGAAGCUAUUUCAUCAAACAAAAACAAAACAAACUCAUCACAAAUCAGAAACUAAAAAACUAAAGGCACUAAAGAAAUAUAUAUACAAGCAUCAUCGAUCGAAAAGAAGAAUCCAAAUCAUCUUAUAAUAUUUUUUUGGUUUUCUUCUCCUUUUAUUUUCCCAAAUAUAUAUAUUAGUUCUUUGGAAAAAUUUGUAGAAGAUAAAAGAAAUCUUCUUUCGUAGUAACAAAAGGAAAAAAUGACGGACGCCCAUACAGCCCGGACGGUCGUCGGAAUCAUCGGAAACGUGAUAUCUUUCGGCUUGUUCUGCGCUCCAAUACCAACGAUUGUGAAGAUAUGUAAGAUGAAAUCGGUGUCGGAGUUUAAGCCAGAUCCAUACGUAGCUACGGUUUUAAACUGCAUGAUGUGGACAUUUUACGGACUUCCUUUCGUCCAACCCGACAGUCUCCUCGUCAUCACCAUUAAUGGAACUGGUCUUUUCAUGGAACUCGUUUACGUCACCAUCUUCUUCAUCUUCGCUACCUCGCCUAUCCGCAGAAAGAUCACAAUAGCUAUGGUGAUCGAGGUGAUAUUCAUGACGGUGGUGAUCUUCUGCACAUUGUAUUUUUUGCAUACAACAAAACAGAGAUCUAUGCUAAUUGGGAUCAUGUGUAUUGUUUUCAACGUCAUCAUGUAUGCUGCUCCUCUCACCGUCAUGAAACUUGUGAUAAAGACAAAGAGCGUGAAGUACAUGCCCUUCUUCCUUUCAUUAGCCAACCUCACGAACGGUGUCGUUUGGGUCAUUUAUGCAUGUCUUAAAUUCGACCCCUAUAUCUUGGUUCCAAAUAGUCUUGGAGCGCUAUCAGGAAUAAUCCAACUUAUAUUAUACGCAACUUACUAUAAAACAACUAACUGGAACGAUGAAGAUGAUCAUGAAAAGCGUUAUUCCAACGAUGGAAUCGAACUUAGCCAGGCUUAACAAUUGCAUCAGCUAUUUCCUUGUCCACUGGUGCUUCAUCGAUAGGUUAAAAAGAUAGAAUCAAAAGUGAGGUAAAGUUCUUAUUACAAUUAUGUGGAAGGAAACCUAUUAAGAAAAAAAAAUGAACUAGUGGAAACAUGAUUGUAACUUUUUAAUUGAAACGACUGUAUAUGUAAUUUGUUACAGUUUUAGUUUUAAUUCAAAGUUUAAUAGAUUUACUUUAUAACAUUGUUUCUCGAAACUGUAAGACGAUUUGAUGUUAAUAAGAACAGAGUAAUAAACAGA